AUGAAUUUCAUUGAGAUUUUAGAUCUGUCAACUAACAGUUUAAGUGGUAACAUUCCAGAAUGCAUGGGAAAUUUUAGUAGUCUUCAUGUGUUGGAUUUGCAGAAGAAUAGAUUUAAUGGCUCCAUUCCAAGAUCAUUUGCAAAGGGAAACAACUAUAGGACCCUUAACUUCAACAACAAUGAAUUGGAAGGGUCAAUUCCACAGUCAUUGAUCAACUGUUCAGCACUCGAAGUUCUUGAUCUUGGAAACAACAAGAUAAAUGACACAUUCCCAUAUUGGUUGGGAAAUCUUCCAAAGCUACAAGUUUUGGUUCUUCGUUCCAACAAAUUGUACGGUUCUAAUUGGGGUUGUUCAAAGACCAAAAAUUGCUUUCCUAAAUUGAAAAUCUUUGAUCUCUCCAACAACAAGCUUAGUGGUUUCUUGCCAGCCAAGUAUUUCAAAACUCUUAAUGCCAUGAUGGACUUUGGUGAAGCUGAGAAAAGCUUGCAAUACAUGGGUGAGAAUUAUUAUCAAGAUUCUGUGAUGGUAACUUGGAAAGGAUUUGAGUAUCAACUUGUGAAAAUUAUCACUACUUUCAGUACCAUUGAUUUCUCAAAUAACAAUUUUAAUGGAGAGAUUCCAGAAGUAAUUGGGAAGCUUCAUGCUCUACAUCUUCUCAAUCUUUCUCAAAACAACCUAAUAGUUGGUAAAAUUCCUUGGCAAUUGACCAAAUUGAAUUUUCUUGGAUUUUUGAAUUUGUCAAAAAACCAUCUCAAUGAACCCAUACCUCGAGACAACCACUUUGAUACCUUUCCAAACAAUUCAUAUGAUGGGAAUUUGGCAUUAUGUGGAUUUCCUUUGUCAAACACAUGUGAAACUUAUGAGGAGACACCACAAUCACUCUCAAAAUCAGAUGAUGGAGAAUCUUCAAAUGGCUUUGGUUGGAAAGCAGUGUUGAUUGGCUAUGGAUGUGGAAUGGUACUAGGAGUUACAAUGGGAUAUCUUGUGUUCUCAACGGGAAAGCCUCUGUGGGUUAUAAGGAUUGUUGAAGGAAGACAACCUAGAAAGGAGAGAAGACUGAACAACAAACGUGGAAGAAGAAGCACUUAG
This is a messenger RNA of Mangifera indica (mango), 1089 nucleotides long. Its product is annotated as receptor-like protein 33. Gene Ontology annotation, molecular function: protein binding. The transcript is spliced from 2 exons. NCBI's taxonomy places the organism in Eukaryota, Viridiplantae, Streptophyta, Magnoliopsida, Sapindales, Anacardiaceae. The record is from RefSeq and is a predicted model, not a curated record. Bases 1 to 1089 code for a protein of 362 amino acids.